Messenger RNA from Pieris macdunnoughi, 1506 nucleotides. The record is from the annotation of a GenBank genome assembly. NCBI's taxonomy places the organism in Eukaryota, Metazoa, Arthropoda, Insecta, Lepidoptera, Pieridae.
AUGUUUCACGGAGGCCUUCUGACAAAGUUGCGUGGUUUCUACAAGUGGUAUGUUCUGGGUUUGGUGUCCGUGGGAUACAUCCUUGGAGAGCUAGGACAUUAUCUCAUAGGAACAACAUCGAAAGUAACAGCUGAUGAUCUACACUAUGGUGACAGGUCGUGUAUGCUGAACGCUACCCAUUUGCAUCUCAGCCAGCUCCCAGUUAUAUGUGAAAAGGUCAACUCCAGCGAAAUAUGCGAAUCUCUUUCCCUAAACGGCACUUACUACUGCGAGUGGGGCUACAAUGGUCUUGGGAUAGACUACCAGGUCCUGGCUGGCCCUGCCUUCAUGGCUGUCUUCACGGUUGUGGGUGUUAUACUGGGCGUGGUCGCUGACAAGUACAACCGAGCAAGAAUUUUAUCAGUGUGUACUAUGGUCUUCGUGGUCGCUAUUCUGAUGAUGGGCAGUGUAAAGGAAUACUGGCAUCUAGUGAUUCUUCGGAUGAUAAUGGCGGCUGGUGAAUCAGGCUGCAACCCGCUCGCGACUGGUAUAUUGACGGAUCUCUUCCCCGAACACCAGAGGGCUCUCGUACUGUCCAUCUUCAAUUGGGGAAUCUAUGGAGGAUAUGGUAUCGCAUUUCCGGUUGGCAGAUACGUUCCAAUUUUGAAUGCUUGGGGACUGAGCUGGCGACUAUGCUACUACAGUGCUGGUAUUGUGGGUCUGGUAAUUGCUGCUCUUACAUUUCUCACUCUUCGCGAACCGGAAAGGACUACUAUUGGAGAAGAAGGUACAGGAAAGCCUACAGACGGUGUGGAGUCUGGCAAGAAGAUGCCCCAAGUUACCAUCUGGCACGUGAUUGCUCAACCUAGAAUUAUCCUUCUCUGUCUGGCUGCAUCUAUCAGGCACUGCGGUGGUAUGACUUUCGCAUACAACGCAGAUCUUUACUACCGUGACUACUUCCCCGAUGUGGAUUUGGGUUGGUGGCUGUUCGCUGUCACCGUAGGCAUUGGAUCCGUAGGAGUCGUGGUUGGGGGAGUUGUUUCUGAUAAGUUCGUAUCUCGUAUGGGUGUUCGUUCGCGAGUAUUGGUAUUGGCUGUUUCACAAUUAAUUGCUACGUUACCAGCCUUUGGAUCUGUUAUCUUUGGUCCUCUGUGGGCUAUGAUCACGCUGGCCUUCUCCUAUUUCUUCGCUGAAAUGUGGUUCGGAAUUGUAUUCGCGAUCUUAGUAGAGAUCGUACCACUGUCUGUCCGAUCUACAACAGUUGGAGUAUUUCUCUUUGUAAUGAACAAUGUUGGUGGUAACUUGCCCAUCUUGGUCGACCCUGUGUCUAAGGCUAUAGGCUACAGAGAGGCUAUCAUGAUCUUCUACGCUGGAUUCUAUGGCAUUAGUAGCAUUUUGUUCUUCCUCACAAUGUUCUUUAUGGAUGGAGCGGUGGAGAAGCCAGAAGACAAAACGAAUGGUCUAGAUAAUUCUGCAUACAUUCAAGACGAAACUCGACACAAGCCCAUUCAAGAUGCGAGGUUAUAA